GGGCCCGGACGCUUUUCUUCCAGGGCUGUUUUCCGGUCUUGAAAAGGCGGGGCGAGCGGAGCCGAAGGGGUUCGGAGAGAGAGGACGAGCGGCCUCUUUACUCGUUUCAGUCGCCAUGGGUUUCUUGCGCCGCUUGUGUCUGCUGGGCCUCCCGCUGCUCCUCUGGACUCUGAAUACCAUGGCCUUGGCGGCCCAGGGGCAAGAAAUGGGGUGUCAGAAGUACACAAAUAAAACUUGUGAAGAAUGCCUGAAAAAUGUCACAUGUUUAUGGUGCAGCAGCAGCAAAAAAUGUGUGGAGUAUCCUGUUCGGAAUAUCCUCCCUCCAAGUUCUCUUUGUAAGCUGAGCUCUGCACGCUGGGGUGUAUGUUGGGUGAAUUUUGAAGCACUGAUCAUUACCAUGUCUGUAGUGGGAGGAAUAAUCCUUCUCGCACUUUUCAUCUGUUGCUGUUUCUGCUGCAGGAAAAAAAAGAACAAAAAGGUUGAUAAAGAGGAUGAAAAGGCUGCCAGGGAACAAGAGCAAAGGAGAGUUCGGCAAGAAGAAAGGAGAGCAGAGAUGAAAUCUAGACAUGAUGAAAUCCGGAAAAAAUAUGGUUUGUUUAAAGAAGAAAAUCCAUAUGCCAAAUUUGAAAAUAACUAAGAUUUCUUUUGAAAUACCCAAAUAUCAUCUGGCAGUGCUGUCUAUAUAAUGUACAGCUGUGUGAAAAAAAUGUACAUUAGAUGCUUUAAUUGCAAAUAGAAAAAUGGUCUUAAUGCAAGAUGGAACUGGCUAUAAUUACAGUGUCUGAUAAAGACUGAAAUUAAUGAACAAACCAACAUACCUCUAAAACUCUGGAGGCUGCAAUAUAUUCAUGUUAUUUUUUUCCUAACUAUUAAGCAGUUGCUUGUGCUACUAUAAUAUUUUGCUUUUUGGGAAUUCUUCAAUUGCCAGCAAAAUCUUAAGCCAAAUUUAUUAAUGAAUUGGGACAGGAUGGUGCACAUACUGUAUCCUUUUCUCCUGUGACCAACAGUUUGAGACAUUCUAAUAUUAAUAGUAGAAAUAAGACAAGGUUUUUAAGAUCCUUGUAUAUACUUUGGAAUUUCCUAUACAAAAAUAUCAUACACUUUAAUAGAUUCCCUGGCAAGUGACUACAUUAUUCCAGAAAGAAAUAGCUCUCAAAAUAUUUUUUGUUAUGGAAUUCUAAAGAUCUGCACUUUUAUAAAUUGAUUCUACAUUUCUUUGCAAUAUAUGUUGAAUCCUUCUGUUUUGUGCCUUUAAAAACUACCAUAGAAGUAAUUAAAACUGAAUGUUAAUAAGAGCUUGAUACUGCUUUGAACUUUAUAUUGGCAUCAUUUAGCCAUAUGCAUUUAAACACUAAAUGUUUAGCUAUAUUCAGUCUUCUUAAAUUACUUUAAUAUUGUAAUAACAAAUUUGCCAAACUCUUUAAUGUAUAAAUGCAUAUCACGCUGUGUCCUUAUGUAUCCAAAUGGUAACUUAUUGUACAAUGUCAGAAUGUCCUUUAUAACCACCAUGUAAGUUUAUAUACUUUGUUUUAUUGAUAAAAUCUUUCGGCUUGA
This is a messenger RNA of Notechis scutatus (mainland tiger snake), 1554 nucleotides long. It is a transcript of the gene PTTG1IP, whose product is annotated as PTTG1 interacting protein. Gene Ontology annotation, biological process: protein import into nucleus. NCBI's taxonomy places the organism in Eukaryota, Metazoa, Chordata, Lepidosauria, Squamata, Elapidae. The record is from RefSeq and is a predicted model, not a curated record. Gene Ontology annotation, cellular component: cytoplasm; nucleus.